AUGAGCACCGGGUUUUCCCCUUUUGAGGUCGACACCAGUCGACAGGCUCUUCAUCCCAGUGCAGUCGGUGAAAUCGUACCUGCAGGCUCGGAAGCUGAAUCGUUUUGGGAGCGCAGAGCACGCAUCGUCGAAGAAUCCAAGCAGAAUCUACGUCAAGCUAAAGAACGACAGAAACGCUAUUACGAUCAAGGUCGCCGCAAAAUGGAAUUUAAAGCUAACGAUUGGGUCCUGGUGAAUGCUUUACCGCUGUCCAAGAAGCAUGUUCAAGAAUCGGAGUCUACGAACAAGCUCCUUCCCAAGUAUGUCGGUCCUUUCACGGUGUUGCGACAGCUGAGUCCGGUCACGUACAAGAAUCAGCUACCGCCACAUAUGAGCAAGAUUAAAAAUGUAUUAAACGUCGACCAGCUCAAGUUCUUACCGGGUUCUCUUAUUCACCUUGUCGGCCGACCGCUGUACAAAACCACCGAAGUGCUGUACGAUGAGCACGGCCAUCGAAUGUGGGUGAUCGAGAGUCUCAAAGCUACACGAAAGGUGAAAAAAUAA
Messenger RNA from Peronospora matthiolae, 543 nucleotides. The record is from the annotation of a GenBank genome assembly. NCBI's taxonomy places the organism in Eukaryota, Oomycota, Peronosporomycetes, Peronosporales, Peronosporaceae.